Eruca vesicaria subsp. sativa (arugula) is the source of this 1392-nucleotide messenger RNA. Lineage: Eukaryota; Viridiplantae; Streptophyta; Magnoliopsida; Brassicales; Brassicaceae. The record is from the annotation of a GenBank genome assembly.
AUCAUUACAUUUUUUGUAAGAGAAAACAAAAGUAUACACCUCUUUCGCUAUUUUGACCUCUCUCAGCUUUCACUACCAGAAAAAUACAAAACCCUAGAUUUUAUCUUCAAUCUUCAAUCUUCAGACCAUGUCUUCUUCACCUCAAUCACCAACCAUGUCCGAUUCCACCUCCUCACCGCUCCUCCGCUCCCGUCAAUCUCCCCGUCGCCGUCAACCCGUUCUCGCAGUCCUACUAGGCCGAGCCUCUGGUCAUCGAGGAGCUUCGAUGGUUGUGAGAGAGACAGCCGCACAAGAGCUCGAGGAGCGAAGAGCCGAUUGGGGCUACUCGAAGCCUGUCGUGGCGCUCGACAUGCUUUGGAACACGGCCUUCGUGGUUGUCGCGGUGGUGAUGCUCUUGGUUUACAAGGAGGAGAAGCCGAACGUGCCGAUUAGGGUUUGGAUAUGUGGGUACGCGGUUCAGUGUUUAGUUCAUGUGGUGCUUGUGUGGUUGGAGUUUAGGAAGAGGAAUGGGAGUAGGGGAGGUGGUGGUGGGGAUUUGGAAGCUGGGGAAGGUUCUGUGGGGAGUAGAGUUGGUGGUGAUAGUGAUGAUGAAGAUGGUGAUGAUAGGAUCCUCAGCACUAAGACUUGUGAAUCGUUGAACACCAUUAUAUCAUUUGUGUGGUGGAUUGCUGGCUUCUACUGGCUUGUAUCUGGUGGUGAAAUCCUUCUCGAAAACGCACCGCAUCUGUACUGGUUGACUUUUGUUUUCUUGUCAUUUGAUGUGUUCUUCGCCGUCUUUUGCGUUGUGGUGGCAUGUCUUAUCGGAGUCGCUCUCUGUUGCUGCCUCCCUUGUAUCAUUGCUCUUCUUUACGCCGUUGCCGGGCAGGACGGUGCAACAGAAGCAGAUAUCAGUAUCCUUCCCAAGUACAAAUUUCAGAUGAUGAGCAAUGGCGAAAAGCAAACAGAUGGUGGAGGGAAAAUGAUCCCCAUCGAAGCAGGCAAUGAGUAUUCGGGUAACGAACGUGUACUUGAAGCUGAAGAUGCUGACUGUUGUAUAUGUCUGAGUUCAUAUGAAGAUGGAACAGAGCUGGUGACACUUCCUUGCAACCACCACUUUCACUCGGCGUGCAUCGAGAAAUGGCUGAAAAUGAAUGCCACAUGUCCACUCUGCAAGUUCAAUAUUCUCAAAGGUAAUGAACAAGAAUGAAAGUAGAAGAAGAAGAGGAUUCAUCCCCCUUAAGUUUGCUUUGGCACUUGUUUUUCUUGAUGUUGUAUAUAGAGAGUAGAGUAACGCAAAGUGAUUGUUAUUUUGUAAGCCUUAAGAUAUAUAAAUUGUGACUUUGUUGUCAUUCCUGUUUAUCAUAUAUCAAAUAAAGAGUUAUGUACGAAUAUUUUCAGAAAUAACAAAACUAG